UGGGAGGGGACGCAGAGAAACUAAAUAAACGGGGGGCAGAAAACGCACGGUCGUUACGUAAGGCCCCAGCCCAAUAAGACGACUAUAUAAGCUGGACAUAAAUGCAAUCUGCAAGUGUAGUCCACCGAUUUGCAUACACACGCAUUAUAAGAUCAAACAUUGCAGACCCACUCGUGCGUAUAGUAUUCUGACAUUGCUCUGAAACCCAUUAAACCAUGACUACUGUCAAGAUUUUAAUUUUGUUGGUGAUUUUGGGAGUGGUCAGCUCUAGUCCGAUCCAGGUAGGCGUCUAUCAUCAGCCUACUGUUGCUUUGGCACAUGCACCAAUCGUGAAAACAAUCGAAUACCAAGCGCCACCGAAGUAUGCUUUUUCGUAUGGAGUUAAGGAUCCGGUCACUGGUGAUAGCAAGGAGCAACAAGAAACUAGGGAUGGAGACGUGGUGCACGGUAGCUACAGUUUGGUAGAACCCGACGGCAGCAAGAGAAUUGUCGAAUACACUGCCGAUGAUGUGAACGGCUUCAACGCUGUCGUCCAUAAGGAACAGCUUCACCACGUUUCCAAAGUUGCUCUCGCCCAUGCACCCUUAACAGUCGCCCAUGCCCCGUUGGCUCUGGCCCACGCUCCCUUAACAGUUGCCCAUGCACCAUUUGCUGUGGCUCACGCGCCGGUAACCAUAGCUCACGCACCAGCAUUUUCUGUAGCUCAUGCACCUGUGACCAUUGCUCAUGCACCACUUUCAACUGCAUACCACGUAGCUCACGCACCUGCCGCCGCCUACUCGAUCAUUCAUUAGGAUCACUUACUAUCGACCGUGCCAUUCAAAAUAAUUGUAAAUACCAUAUCUAUCUAUAUAUAUUAUUCACUAUAACACAAGUCUUCUAUGUAUUACGAUAUAUCACUGUAUUC
This is a messenger RNA of Nicrophorus vespilloides, 907 nucleotides long. RefSeq names its product larval cuticle protein A2B-like. Gene Ontology annotation, cellular component: extracellular matrix. The record is from RefSeq and is a predicted model, not a curated record. Lineage: Eukaryota; Metazoa; Arthropoda; Insecta; Coleoptera; Silphidae. The transcript is spliced from 3 exons. Bases 216 to 794 code for a protein of 192 amino acids.